Papaver somniferum (opium poppy) is the source of this 2208-nucleotide messenger RNA. RefSeq lists its product as uncharacterized. The record is from RefSeq and is a predicted model, not a curated record. Bases 1 to 2208 code for a protein of 735 amino acids. Gene Ontology annotation, biological process: carbohydrate metabolic process. Gene Ontology annotation, molecular function: hydrolase activity, hydrolyzing O-glycosyl compounds. NCBI's taxonomy places the organism in Eukaryota, Viridiplantae, Streptophyta, Magnoliopsida, Ranunculales, Papaveraceae. The transcript has 5 exons.
AUGGGCGAGCAACCAUAUGCAGAGACAACGGGGGACAACCUUAACUUAACAAUUCCUGAACCUGGUUUGAGCACUAUGAAGAACGUUUGUGGCUCUAUCAAGUGUGUUGUUGUUGUUAUCUAUGGACGACCUCUUGUGAUUGAACCUUAUCUAUCAGAUGUUGAUGCUCUCGUAGCUGCAUGGCUCCUGGAAGUUAAGGUCAAGGUGUAUCAACAUUGCAAGGAUUCCUCAAAAUACUUUAAUGGGCAUGGAAGAUCGAGAAGAUGUAACUCUGGAGGUAAUAUUACUUUAUGGAAUGGUGGUGAUGUGUAUAUGGAGGAGAUUCUUUGGGGUGCUUUUUCCAUGACUAUCAAAUUUAGAAACAUCAAAGAUGGUUUUACCUGGAUUUUUACCUCAGUCCAUGGUGCUUCUGAUCCAGCUGAUUAUUCUCAAUUCUGGCUAGAAUUAGAAGACAUUCGUACCAUAAUAUAUGAACCUUGGUGUGUUGGUGGAGACUGGAAUGUUAUUUUAUGUCAGGCUGAGAGAAAUAGAGCUGGUGGAAAUAAAAGAAACAUAAAGAAUUUUAGGAAUUUCUUAGAUUCCCAAAAUUUGUUAGAUAUCCCAAUGGGAGGAGGAAGAUUUACAUGGAAAAACUCUCAAAACUCUCCACUUCUUCAGAGAUUAGAUAGAUUUUUCAUGUCUAUGGAAUGGGAAGAUAAAUGUUUAGGAUUGGUGCAAACAAGACUCAUAAGACCUGUCUCUGAUCAUGCUCCUAUCCUUUUGAGCUGGAAUGGAGGUACUUCUUUCAAAUCUCCUUUUAGAUUUGAGAAUUAUUUCUUAUCUCAUCCAGAUUUUUUAAAUAGUUUGAGAAUUUGGUGGAAUAACUUGACUUUUUCUGGCAACCCAAGUUAUAUUCUUGCAAAAAAGCUUCAAGGAUUGAAAUUUUUCAUCAAAAAAUGGGGUAGAGAAAAUUUUGGUUCUUUACAGGCUGAGGUGGACAGACUAGAGAAUCUUAUUGAUGUGAUGGAUAGUUUAGAAGAAAUAAAUGGUUUAUCACAAGAAGAAUUUGCUGAAAGAGAGGACUUUAGAAUUCGUCAUAAAUACAGAUCAAAAGGCAUUACUUCUUUGGUCAUAAAUGACAAUACGUGUCAUGACAAAGAUGUUAUCAAUGCUGAAGCAAAGAGGUUUUACAUUGAUCUUUUCAAAGAAGACCAUGCUCUAAGACCAACUUUUGAUGAUAUGCAUCUCCCUUCUAUGUCAGUGCAGCACAGCAUUAUGCUGGAGAAACCUUUCAUUGAAGAAGAAGUGACCAAUUCCAUCACUCUUGAUUGGAGACUUAACUGCACAAACAUCAUUCUUCUGCCAAAAAUUGAGGGUGCAGUUUCUAUGCAUAACUUCGGGCCAAUUAGUCUUAUUGGAGCUUCUGAGUUGAUAGAUGCAAGAGAAAGAUCAAAUAAUCCUGGCCUUAUUGUCAAAGUAGAUCUUCAAAAAGCAUUUGACAACAUAAAUUGGAGUUGUUUAGAUUAUAAAAUGUCAAGAUUUGUCUUUGGGAAUUUUUGGAGAAAAUGGAUCCAUUGGUGCAUUUCUACUGUGAGAUUCUCUAUCUCUUUAAAUGGUUCUUGUUCUGAGUUUCUUAGAAGCAGUAAAGGGGUCAUACAAGGUAAUCCAUUGUCACCUUUCUUAUUUAUCUUGGUGGUGGAAGUUCACUCCUUUAUGAUACAAAAAUCAGUCGAGUUAAAUCUUAUUCAAGGUUUCAAGUCUUUUGCAAAUGGUGACACCAUAAACCAUCUGCAAUUUGCUGAUGACUUAAUAAUGUUUCUAGAUGACAGUGAAGAACAAGUUACAACCCUUAAGAAUCUAUUGAUUGCUUAUGAAAUGGUUUCAGGCUUAAAAGUGAAUUUCAAGAAGAGUUCUUUGGUUGCUAUAGGAAAUGCUCAAUUUGCCAACUCGUGUGCAUUAAGUUUUGGAUGUCCAGUAGUGCAGUUUUCUCUAAACUAUUUGGGAAUUCCUAUAGGUAGCAAGUCAAAGUCAGUAACAGUAUGGGAGGUGAUUUUGCAGAAAUUCCAAAAAAGAUUGAGAAACUGGCAAAGAAGAUACCUGUCUAAAGGAGGAAGAUUGAUUCUUAUUAAACAUGUCCUUUGUAGCCUUCCUAUUUACUAUCUUUCACUAUUCCAGAUACCUGCUUCUAUAAAAAAAAUAAAUGGACAGCAUAUGAGAAGCUUUCUUUAG